This is a messenger RNA of Talpa occidentalis (Iberian mole), 3392 nucleotides long. RefSeq names its product isthmin 1 (gene ISM1). Lineage: Eukaryota; Metazoa; Chordata; Mammalia; Eulipotyphla; Talpidae. Bases 1 to 1395 code for a protein of 464 amino acids. The transcript has 6 exons. The record is from RefSeq and is a predicted model, not a curated record. Gene Ontology annotation, biological process: negative regulation of angiogenesis.
AUGGUGCGCCUGGCGGCCGAGCUGCUGCUGCUGCUGGGGCUGCUGCUGCUCACGCUCCACAUCACCGUGCUGCGCGGCUCCGGAGCGGCGGACGAGGCGGACGCAGCCGCCGGCAAAGCCAACCGGACCCUGCUGCAGAAUAAUCUCAACGUAGAAAGUGAUUCAGCAUCAGAAACCAGCUUUCCUCUCUCCAAAGAAGCACCAGGGGAGCAUCUGGACCACCAGGCCGCACACCAGCCCUUCCCCGGACAACGAUUUCGGCAAGAAGCUGGACACCCUUCAUUGCAAAGAGAUGGCCCCAGAUCCUUUCUCCUAGACCUACCAAACUUUCCAGAUCUUUCCAAAGCUGAUAUCAAUGGCCAGAAUCCAAAUAUCCAGGUCACCAUAGAGGUGGUGGAUGGCCCUGACUCUGAAGCAGAUAAAGAUCAGCAUCCGGAGAAUAAACACAGCUGGUCAGUCCCAUCCCCCGACUGGCGGGCCUGGUGGCAGAGGUCCUUCUCCUUGGCGAGGGGCAACAGCGGGGACCAGGACUACAAAUACGACAGUACCUCUGAUGACAGCAACUUCCUCAACCCCCCCAGGGGAUGGGACCGUCCAGCCCCAGGUCACCGAACUUUUGAAACCAAAGAGCAGCCAGAAUAUGAUUCCACAGAUGGUGAAGGAGACUGGAGUAUCUGGUCUGUCUGCAGUGUUACCUGUGGGAACGGCAACCAAAAAAGGACCAGGUCUUGUGGCUACGCCUGCACUGCCACGGAAUCUAGGACAUGUGACCGUCCAAACUGCCCAGGCAUUGAAGACACCUUCAGGACAGCUGCCACGGAAGUGAGUCUGCUUGCGGGAAGUGAGGAGUUCAAUGCCACCAAACUAUUUGAAGUUGACACUGACAGCUGUGAGCGGUGGAUGAGCUGCAAAAGCGAGUUCUUAAAGAAGUACAUGCACAAGGUGAUCAAUGACCUACCCAGUUGCCCAUGCUCCUACCCCACGGAGGUGGCCUACAGCACGGCAGACAUCUUUGACCGCAUCAAGCGUAAGGACUUCCGCUGGAAGGAUGCCAGUGGGCCCAAGGAGAAACUGGAGAUCUACAAACCCACAGCCCGGUACUGCAUUCGCUCCAUGCUGUCCCUGGAAAGCACUACUCUGGCUGCCCAGCACUGUUGCUAUGGCGACAACAUGCAGCUCAUCACCAGGGGUAAAGGAGCGGGGACGCCCAACCUCAUCAGCACAGAGUUCUCAGCAGAGCUUCACUACAAAGUGGACGUCCUGCCCUGGAUUAUCUGCAAGGGCGACUGGAGCAGGUAUAAUGAGGCCCGGCCUCCCAACAAUGGACAGAAGUGCACCGAAAGUCCCUCAGAUGAAGAUUACAUCAAGCAGUUCCAAGAAGCCAGGGAGUAUUAACUAGGGGCCACCUCUAGUAUCUGUGACACUAGGCACUGCACUGAUCUGCCACCUGAGGCAGAGUCCCUCUUCUCCACAUUAUGUAUAUUUGUAUAUACCAUAUGAUUAUUUUCAUAAAUUACACUAGGGCUGUGUGCCAGGUCCAGGUGACCAUCUGAAGCCACCCUUGCCACCUACAAUGCCUAUAGGCCUCAGAAGUCUUCGAAGGGAUCAUGUCAACAGGAGGAUGAGGACAGAGAAAUGGAAGAUCCUGGAAUUAUAGUGGGUGGGAUUCAAUUCACAUCUGGAUCUGGUGUUUCCUAGAGAAGCAAAGGGGGAAAGAGACUGAAGCUGUAAACGUUAUAAGCAAUUUUUAUAUAUAACUUAUUUAAUAUGAAUGUGACUUAAGCAUAACCUUUUCUCUGGAGUUGUCAUGAUGAAACUAUUUAAUCACUUCUGUGAGAGUUCACCAAGGGGCUUAGGGAAGUGGAAGAGAAAGGGAAUGUAAAGAUUUCUUUAAAAAUAAAUAGUUCAAUGGAAAUCUAUCAAAAUAAGAAAAUGCACACCUUAAACCAAAUGUUAUUUAGUCGUGGGGCAUCUUGCUGAACACUCAGCUUCUGAAAUGCCCUUGCUUCAUACUGGGUAGGGGAAAGGGAAAAUGAAUGUUUUAGGGGCAAAUCUGAAGCCUGGUUUUAAAUAGACUUUCAGAUAAUUGCCAUUAUUGGUAUAAUGCUAUGAUUCUACUAAAAGGCCCCAGGGUGGCAGAAUUUCUGCUCACAACUUAGUGGGUUCAGAAAGCUGCAGAAAGGGUAGAUAUGAAAACAGGGAAUAGCACUUUUCCAAAGAAAAAUGCAAAACAAAUAAGAUAGGUACAUGAACCUCAUUUCAUCUAUUUUAUUAUAGUGCCAUCUUAAUAAUUUUUUCUCCACUGAUACAUUCUCAGUAAAUAAAUAUAAAAAAGGGAGAGGGACUCAAGUCUAGGAAAUCCUAAUUUUUUAUGUUUUAAGAAGGAAAAAGACUACAUUAUUUUUGUAAAGUAUUUAUUGAGUCAUUGAGUCAGAGCAUCGAGCAAUUUUAAUAUGACCUGGUUUUGUAGGGUGGAACUUAGGAUAAAUAAAGUGUUGGUUCUUAUGCAGUCUUUACUUGCAAACUCCAGGAAGAGAAUAUAUAAUAAAAUCAUAAUAAAAUGUGUUACCUGAAUAAAAUGUGUUACCUGCAAAUAUUUAUGAUACAAAUACCAUAAAAGCCCUGGCAAAGCUGGGUUUCAAGGCACGGGAAAGGAACAUUCAAACCAUAUGGUUAUAAAGGGCUCAUUGAUUGACAUUAUUGUGGAAUAAGUCAUAGCAUUUUUGGUACCAAGGGUGUCACACCAAUCCCCAAGAGGCUAAAGUUCAUUAACAUAUGUGACUUUUUGCCCACACAAAGCAAAGAAAGAGCUAAGAAAGCCGGAGUAAAGGUGAUGAAAGUGCAGGCAAAAUUCUGCAACUAUAAUAAACAAAACAAUUCAUCAUGCAAAUUAUUACUUUUCCAGAUGAGAAAACCAAAACUCAGAAAAAAAAUCACAUCGAACACACCUUUCAUUUCUUAACCCAGUGCUCUUUCUAAUAUAUUAAAAUGUUGCUGAACUUAAAUCAUACCUGAUGUCUUUGGUAUUCCUGGCCCCACCUUAAUAAAAUCUUGCUCUUUUGGAAAAACUCUUAUCUGUCAUUUACAUCUUAGAUUAAAUUAGCCAUGUGUUGCCCACUCUCACGAUGAUGCUUAUCUUUAAGGAGACUUAUUCGCAUCUGAAGGAAUUUUAGACAACUGAAUUGGCAGGGAUUGAAUCAAUAAGUUUGUAUAUCAGGGAAACUUGAGAUUUGGAUUGUAAAAAUAGAAAGAGAUGUUUCGAAUAAUGUAAAGAGAAUUGGUUGCAGUGGAUUAUAUUACCUUUGUGGUGGUAAGUUCCUUGUGAAGACAUAGAUUCAAGCAGAGGCUUAGAUAAAGCACAUGAGAGGUCUAACUGAACGAUAAAACAAAAG